Messenger RNA from Leptosomus discolor (cuckoo roller), 300 nucleotides. The record is from RefSeq and is a predicted model, not a curated record. Lineage: Eukaryota; Metazoa; Chordata; Aves; Leptosomiformes; Leptosomidae.
AACGACUCGGUGGUUGCCGGCGGGGGUGCCAUAGAGAUGGAGCUUUCCAAAUACCUCCGGGACUACUCCAGGACCAUUCCAGGCAAGCAGCAGCUGCUGAUCGGUGCUUACGCUAAAGCCCUCGAGAUCAUUCCCCGCCAGCUCUGCGACAACGCUGGCUUCGACGCCACCAACAUCCUCAACAAGCUCCGGGCCAAGCACGCGCAGGGCGGUAUGUGGUACGGUGUGGACGUCAACAACGAGGACAUCGCCGACAACUUCGAGGCCUGCGUGUGGGAGCCGGCCAUCGUGCGCAUCAAC